Molecule: messenger RNA, 579 nt
Organism: Stegodyphus dumicola
Lineage: Eukaryota; Metazoa; Arthropoda; Arachnida; Araneae; Eresidae
Product: noggin-like
Biological process (GO): negative regulation of BMP signaling pathway; osteoblast differentiation; dorsal/ventral pattern formation
Source: RefSeq, a predicted model, not a curated record
AUGACAAUCACAGAAUAUCUCUAUGACCUUAUAGGAGAUGAUUUCCAAUCCGAAUGGAUGUCAACGAAAAAACCAAAGAAACCCUGGAAACAAGUGGCAUUGAGUGAAGUGAGUUUAAAUGUCUCUGAGGAGGUCUUGGCUUUCCGGAAGCAUUUAACGCUGUUUGAUGGUUUCAAUUUUACGAGAGAACUUGCAUAUCUGCAACCAGAUCUUUUGCCUUACGAAAACAAGAUAAAAUCUUGGCUGAUACAGAGAAGUUCAUGCCCAGUUGCUUUUAAAUGGAAGAGUUUAGGGCCUACUUAUUGGCCGCAAUGGUUCCGGUUUGGAUACUGUCUGAAUCGCAGUGGAAAAUGCUCUCUGCCGUUUGGUUGUAUGAAGUGUAAACCCGAAGGAGUAAUACAUCUAUAUUUCUUGCACAUGAGAUGCACGAAACCCAUCAGAAAGGAAGACAGAUCUCUUAUUUAUGAACUUAGAAAGAAGGAAUCCAAGUCAGAGCAUACAUCCAGCAAAAGCAAAGAAAGAUGUCAGUGGGAAAAAAUACUUAUACCUGUUACCGUGGCCUGCAGCUGCUCUUGCUAA